Dermacentor albipictus is the source of this 3222-nucleotide messenger RNA. RefSeq lists its product as uncharacterized. The record is from RefSeq and is a predicted model, not a curated record. Lineage: Eukaryota; Metazoa; Arthropoda; Arachnida; Ixodida; Ixodidae.
GUGACAUCCGGCAAAGAACGUACGUACGGGCUCUCCGUGUUGGCCGCGCUGCUCCUUGGCAGGCAGGAUCAUAGCUUUUUUUUUUUGCGAUGCCACAGCGAUGUGCUGCCGUAGGCUGCAGUAAUGCCAGCGGAAAGCCUCCAAAUGUGCGAUUUUUUAGAUUUCCUGCCGCGACACUUCAGGCAACGAGACGAAAGAAAUGGGUGCAAGCAAUACAUCACGUCAACGCCGACGGAUCGCCGUGGGAACCGACAGCGAACUCCCGCGUCUGCAGCAAUCACUUCGUAACAGGAGCGCCCUCCCGCUUUAUGCCCCACCCGGACUACGUACCAUCGGUUUUCAAGCACACGCCAAUGAGAUGCCCUGGGUCAAUCGCUCGCUUUGACAGAGUGAAGAAACGGCAAGCUUCAAGACUGGCAAAUGCAAGUGGCCAAGCCAGCAGCGGUGCAACCACAUCAGCUGUUGGGCAGAGGACUCCACCGAGUAUAGCAGCAGGCCAAAAUAGGACACCACAGGAUUGUCAACCAGUUGCCGGGGCAUCUACUCCACCUCUUGGUCAAGGAACACCAUUAAGCAGAGCAGCAAGUGCAAUGUCAUUAGGCUCUACGACCUGUGAAGAUGGUGCAGUAUUGCAUAGUGUACCAGCUGAACACGAAAAGAGCUGCCAGACGGAUAAUUUCUCUCUAGAGCGUAUUAUGCUGCUUGAAAGCCAAUUAAGUGCAGAAAGAAAGAAGGUGCAAAAGCUAGAAGUACAGCUAAAAGCUGCUGAGGAACAGACAAUACAGUGGAAAGCACAUUACUACGAGCUGAAGGCUACAACACUGUGCCUCGAUAACAUGCAAGGUACUGAGCAUAUGUUGUAUUACACAGGAUUGCCUUCUGUGCAAGUGUUUUACGAUAUACUAAAUUUAGUUUUGAACAAUAACCCUCGGUUUGCAAUAGACAUAAAGAGCAGGUCACUCACUGCUGCCGAGCAGAUGUAUGCAGUACUGGUUCGCUUAAGGACAGGUAUGGCCACACGAGAGAUUGCUCGCAAUUUUUUAAUUUCAAUGCCCUCAUUCAGUCGCAUGCCACUUCAUUUUAGACGGUACCCAAACACACGUAUAAUACUUGACACAACAGAAAUUCGUAUACAAAAGCCCUCAAGCUUAACUGCCCAAAGACGAACUUUCUCCCACUACAAGUUCGCAAACACAAUGAAAUGUGUUGUAGGUGCAACACCUGACUGCUAUGUUAGCUUUGUGUCGCCAUUAUAUGGGGGAAGUACCAGUGACAGAGCUAUUGUGCAACAGUCUGGAGUACUUGAUCUAUUCGAAUCAGGAGAUGGCAUCAUGGUUGACAAGGGAUUCAAGGUAGAUGACCUUCUGCCACGUGGUGUUGUCCUUCAUAUGCCUCCAUUUCGUAUUCCUGGAGAAGCGCAGAUGAGUGCCAAGGAUGUUGAAGCCACAAAGCAUGUUGCAAGUGCACGGGUGCACAUUGAAAGGGUCAUAAGAAGAAUCAAGGAGUUCCAUUUAUUGGACAGACCCUUACCUAUAAACAUGUUAGACAUAGCAGAUGCAAUUUUCACAACAUGUGCAUUUCUCUCAAACUUUAGGCGACCACUAAUAAAUAAUGGGAAGGAAGUGGAGACAGACACCAUGUAAUAGAACACGAAAGCAUGCGGUAUAUUUAUUCGGAGCACCUAAAAGGUGUCAUCAUGCACUAAAGUUUUAUGAUGCAAAGGAACGCACUAUGUGUGUGUCAGCCUUCUGAUAGUCAUCUUCAGAUGGUCCUCAUCACAAUGGUCAACUAGAUAAAACCCCACAGCAUACUUCUUGAAGGACACGUAGCCUGCACCUGUAGUGUAAAGAAAUCCAAGGCGUCGGAUACGUCGUGUCAUGAGUUCUGGAAUAAUAGCAGCCUUAUAGAAGUACACCAGGCCCUGAAGUAUGUCUUUCCAAAUUUCUGCGUCAAAAUAUAUACGUUCCACUGAUAUGCAGUCUUGCAGGUCAGCAUGGUCUGUGAAGACUACAAAGUCGCACCAUGGCUUCUUCGCGACUCCCAUCUGUCCUUGUACUUGGUAGUAAUAAUAAUGGUCUUUCUUCAGGGUGACCUCACCAUUAGUUACUGCCAAGUAAAAACCUUUGUCAGCGCAGGCGUCGACAACUCUUUGGCCAGCUUUCGAAGCGGGGCACUUCACUUCUAGAAGGCCAUCCUCACUGCCAUCUCUCACAAGGCGAUCGGGCGAUGCGGCGAUGAAAGAAUGCAAUUCAUGAAUAUGCAAUCCUGUUUCCAGGACAUCUAUAUUUUUGUCAUAUAGCUGCAUGAAUUCUAGAUAUUUUUGAACUGCUUUUGCUUCAUUUUGUAUUCCGUAGAGCCUGGGGUCACCACUCUUCAUUAUUUCUUUGCGAGGAUAAAGUAUUUCUUUAACAAGCCCUUCUGGCUUCAGGCAGUGCAGUAUUCUGCGGAACUUUGAAGCAGUUAGCUUCCCGGUUCUUUCUGUGAACCAUAGAGGGUUCUUAUCCUGGCCUACAGUCUUUGCACAGAUAUCUGCCCUCUCGGUAGCUGUGAGCGACACCUGCUCCUUGAAAUAUUCAUCGAUCAAUGUGAGGCACUUCUGCGAAUUCAUGUCCUCUGUGUCGUUGAUGGGGCUCGCAUUUCUCACUGGUGCUGGCCUCUCUGUGUAACGGUUCCACACCAGCUCAGGUGCAUGUGUUGCAAUCGCACUCCUGAACUUCAACAGCCCAGCCUGCCCAGCUGUUCUCAAAUGAGGAGGAAGUUGUCGCUUAGCCUUAACGGGCACCGUCUUGUUAAUCACAUGUUUCUUAAAGGUGAUGUCCACCAAGGGUUUGGUCAGCAAAUGGUUUUGUCCUGAAAAUAACAAAAUGCGGGGACUUGUAUACAGUUCAUACACAUGUUUUAUAAAGCUUACUGGCCAAGAUCUAUUUUGACAUUUGAUUACGCAUGCGGUUAUUUUGCACUAAUGAUGGACACUGCAAACUCCUGUGAAUCCGAUCAGCAUGCUAGCUCACCUCUUUUCAAAUACAGUGUUUCUCUAUCAGCAUGCUUACAUUCUACAUUAAGGUACCAUUACAAGGAAGAGUGUAGAUACCAGACCAAAGCUCCUUUUGAAGUCAUUUGUCACAUCGUCUUGUGUUCUACCACAUACGUCCCUCCUUAUUCUGUUCGCUGCAUUUUACCUGAUUAACUUGAACUGUGUUCUGAAUAAAAACAUUCACCUUA